Molecule: messenger RNA, 1476 nt
Organism: Phoenix dactylifera (date palm)
Lineage: Eukaryota; Viridiplantae; Streptophyta; Magnoliopsida; Arecales; Arecaceae
Source: RefSeq, a predicted model, not a curated record
GACAAAAUCCCGCGCAACCUCCGAGCCGUCGUCGCACGCAGAGCUUGGCGAGAGGGCGAGCGAGCGUUAUCCUCGCAGCAACCACGAGGCCGGAGUCACGGUGGAGAGGCCACGUGGCGUCGAAGCUUCGAUCGCUCAGCGGAUAGGCCUAUCUAUCUCCUCUCCCCUUGAUCUCUUAUCCUCCCGCUCUGUGUCUCUCCCGCUCUCCUUCUCUUAUAAACAAGGUUCCAAUUCAUCUCUUCUACGCCGCAAGCGAGAGAGAAGGAGAGAACAGCAAGCAACCCGGGGAUCAUGGAUCACGCGGCGGAUGCGCUUCGGACGGAUCUGAUGACGAUAACACGGCACGUGCUGAACGAGCAGACCAAGCACGCGGAGUCACGGGGGGACUUCACCAUCCUCCUUAGCCACAUCGUCCUCGGCUGCAAGUUCGUCUGCUCCGCCGUCAACAAGGCUGGCCUUGCUAAGCUCAUUGGACUUGCUGGAGAGACGAAUGUCCAGGGUGAAGAGCAAAAGAAACUGGAUGUGCUUUCAAAUGAAGUCUUUGUCAAAGCUUUGAUAAGCAGUGGCCGUACAUGUAUUCUUGUUUCAGAAGAGGAUGAGGAGGCAACGUUUGUGGAUCCAGCACUGCGUGGAAAAUACUGUGUUGUCUUUGAUCCACUGGAUGGUUCCUCUAACAUAGAUUGUGGUGUUUCCAUUGGAACGAUUUUUGGGAUUUACAUGGUUAAAGAUAAGAAUGAAGUGACUAUAAAUAAUGUAUUGCAACCGGGGAAGAAUAUGCUGGCAGCUGGUUAUUGCAUGUAUGGAAGUUCUUGCACGCUUGUAUUGUCCUCUGGAAAUGGUGUCAAUGGUUUCACACUAGAUCCAUCUCUUGGAGAGUUCAUACUGACUCAUCCAAACAUAAAGAUACCAAAGAAAGGCAAAAUAUAUUCAGUGAAUGAAGGAAAUGCCAAAAACUGGGAUGGACCUACAGCAAAGUUUGUUGAGAAAUGCAAAUUUCCUAAGGAUGGUUCCUCACCAAAAUCUCUGAGAUAUAUUGGAAGCAUGGUUGCUGAUGUUCAUCGCACCCUUCUUUAUGGAGGCAUCUUUUUGUAUCCUGCAGAUAAGAAGAGUCCAACUGGAAAACUACGCGUUCUGUAUGAGGUGUUCCCCAUGUCAUUCUUGAUGGAACAAGCUGGUGGUCAAGCUUUUACAGGAACGCAGCGGGCCCUUGACUUGGUUCCAACCAAGAUUCAUCAGAGGUCUCCCAUAUUUCUUGGCAGCUAUGAUGAUGUUGAGGAAAUUAAAUCACUUUAUGCUGCUGAAGAGUGCAAUGCCUGAUCUAGAGAUGCUUCCUUGCUUGCAUAUCAAAUUCCAACAAUCUUCUAUAUUGUUAUUAUAACCAGUUCUCUUGUCCAUUAGGAGGCAAGGCAUGAUACUUUUCUAAGCCUUUCAUAACAAGCUUAUUAAUUUAAUCAAUUCAGUGAUAAAUUUUAUUUU